GUCAGACAUUUGCUUUUGUGUGUCUCUCGGAUUUUCAUUUCUACCUCUUUGUUCUUCUCUGAAUCUUUCUUUCUUUCUCCAUCUUGUAAAUUACGGAGGCAAUUUAAUCUUAAUGGGAUUCACAGGGCUGGCAAUGUAAUUCUGGGCGGGCUGUUUGAAGUCCACUACAGCUCUGUCUUUCCAGAGCUGACAUUCACCUCAGAGCCACAUCAGCCCAGCUGCCGAGGCUUUGACCCUCCAGGGUUCAGACAUGCCAUGACCAUGGCCUUUGCUAUUGAUGAGAUCAACAAAAACUCCACUCUGCUACCUAAUGUGACUCUGGGAUACAGUCUUUAUGACAACUGUGCUACACUUGGUAUUGGGUUCAGUGCUGCAUUAUCAUUGGCUAGUGGUCGAGAGGAGCAGUUUCUGCCUCAGGAGAACUGUUUAGGGAGCCCUCCAGUCCUGGGGAUCGUGGGUGAUCCCUUCUCAACAUUUUCUAUUGCCACCUCCAAUGUUCUGGGCUUAUUCAAACUUCCUAUUGUGAGUUAUUUUGCCACAUGUUCGUGCCUGAGUGAUCGGCAAAGGUUUCCAUCCUUCUUCAGAACAAUCCCAAGUGAUGCUUUCCAGGUGCGUGCUAUGAUUCAGAUUCUAAAACGCUUUGGCUGGACUUGGGCAGGUCUUCUGGUCAGUGAUGAUGAUUAUGGACACCAUGUUUCCAGAUCCUUCCAAUCUGACUUGGCUCAGUCUGGUGGAGGUUGUCUGGCCUACUCAGAGAUUUUGCCUUGGGGCACUGAUCCGAAUGAAUAUAAGAGGAUUGUGGAUGUGAUGACAAAAUCAACAGCUCGUGUGGUCAUUGUGUUUGCACAUCAGAUGCACAUGAUUCAACUCAUGGAAGAGGUUGUGAGGAAGAAUGUUACGGGCCUGCAGUGGAUUGCCAGUGAAGCCUGGACAUUAGUUGAUGGACUUCAUACUCCUGCUUUCAUGCCAUAUUUGGGUGGCACACUUGGCAUUGCUAUCCGUCGUGGAAAGAUACCAGGGCUCAGGGAGUUCCUAUUGAGAAUUAAUCCUGAACAACAUCACAGCAAUGACUAUGAAAAUAGCAUGGUAAGACAGUUUUGGGAAUACACUUUUCAUUGUAGAUUUGCUCCACCUCCAGCAGAUUGGGUGGAGGCUGAUGGAGCACUAUGCACUGGACAGGAAGAUCUAGAGAAUGUGGAGACUGAGUUCUUGGAUGUGUCAGAGCUCAGGCCAGAGUACAACAUUUACAAGGCUGUGUAUGCUCUGGCAUACGCCCUUGAUGACAUGCUGCGCUGUGAGCCAGGGCGAGGGCCUUUCAGCAGCCACAGCUGUGCCACUUUGCAAACACUGGAGCCAUGGCAGCUUAUGUAUUACUUGGAAAAGGUCAACUUCACCACACCAUUUGGUGAUCAAGUGUCAUUUGAUGAGAAUGGUGAUGCCUUACCAAUAUAUGAUAUCAUGAAUUGGCUGUGGCUCUCUGAUGGAAGGACAAAGGUUCAAAGUGUGGGUGAAGUUAAGAAGUCUCCCUUCAAAGGUGAAGAACUCACACUUCAUAAAGACAAAAUCUUCUGGAACUUUGAAAACAAAGAGCCACCAAAGUCAGUUUGCAGUGAAACCUGCCCCCCAGGUACCCGUAUGGCAAGGAAAAGGGGACAACCUGUGUGCUGUUUUGACUGCAUCCCUUGUUCUGAGGGAAAGAUCAGCAACAAAACUGACUCCAUGGAGUGCACAAGUUGUCCAGAGGAUUUCUGGUCCAGCCCCCAGCGUGACCACUGUGUCCUGAAGAAAACAGAGUUCCUCUCCUACCAUGAGCCUCUGGGUAUUUGUUUGACAACAACUUCAUUGCUGGGCACAUUUAUCUGUGCUGUUGUUCUGGGCAUCUUCAUCUAUCAUCGCAGCACACCCAUGGUGCGUGCCAACAAUUCAGAACUCAGUUUCCUGCUUUUGGUGUCACUUAAACUAUGUUUCCUGUGUUCACUGCUGUUUAUCGGCCGACCCAGACUAUGGACAUGCCAGCUGAGACAUGCAGCUUUUGGCAUCAGCUUUGUGCUUUGUGUUUCAUGCAUCCUGGUGAAAACCAUGGUGGUUCUGGCUGUGUUCAAGGCCUCCAAACCAGGAGGUGGAGCCAAACUUAAGUGGUUUGGUGCUGUGCAGCAGAGAGGGACAGUUCUGGUGCUGACAUGCAUUCAGGCAGCGAUCUGCACUUGUUGGAUUGUUUCUGCCUCACCAGCACCUCAUAAAAAUACCGAAUACCACAAUGACAAGAUAGUUUAUGAGUGUGUAGUUGGCUCCACAGUUGGUUUUGCAGUGUUACUGGGCUAUAUAGGGUUACUGGCUAUCCUCAGCUUCCUGUUAGCUUUCCUGGCAAGGAAUCUUCCAGACAACUUCAAUGAGGCCAAAUUCAUCACUUUCAGCAUGCUGAUCUUCUGUGCUGUGUGGGUGGCCUUUGUCCCUGCUUAUGUCAAUUCCCCAGGCAAAUAUGCAGAUGCAGUAGAGGUAUUUGCCAUCCUGGCCUCCAGUUUUGGCCUCUUGGUGGCGCUGUUUGGACCCAAAUGCUACAUAAUCCUGCUAAGACCAGAGAGAAACACUAAGAAAGCUAUCAUGGGUCGAGGAAACACAAAGUCAUAA
This is a messenger RNA of Seriola dumerili (greater amberjack), 2628 nucleotides long. RefSeq names its product extracellular calcium-sensing receptor-like. Gene Ontology annotation, cellular component: membrane. Bases 256 to 2628 code for a protein of 790 amino acids. The record is from RefSeq and is a predicted model, not a curated record. Gene Ontology annotation, molecular function: G protein-coupled receptor activity. The transcript has 9 exons. Gene Ontology annotation, biological process: G protein-coupled receptor signaling pathway. NCBI's taxonomy places the organism in Eukaryota, Metazoa, Chordata, Actinopteri, Carangiformes, Carangidae.